Molecule: messenger RNA, 760 nt
Organism: Cotesia congregata
Lineage: Eukaryota; Metazoa; Arthropoda; Insecta; Hymenoptera; Braconidae
Source: the annotation of a GenBank genome assembly
AUGGCAAACCUUUUACCAAAAUUAUUUUCUGUAAAUUUGACUGACCCAGAAUCAAAUCGAAGUUACACAAUUUCUGUUACCGCUGAUGAAGCGAAGCGUCUUGAAAGAGAACAAGACGUAGAAACGGUUGAAGCUUUGGAUCCCGGUUUGAAUUUUGAUGAAAUUGUUGACGAAUCUCCUAAAAGUACAAAUGAAGAUUCAGUAUUUAAAUGGCCUCAUGAAGCAAUUCUUAUGCUUCUUGAUGAAUACCGAAAAGAACAAUCAGAUCUCACCAGCGGUAAAAUUUCUCAAAAGAAAGUGUGGCUGAAAAUUAGUGAUCAACUCAGUCAAAGUUUUCAGGAAUGAAGAAAACUUACAAAAAAAUAAAAUACCAUAAUAAUAAGUCAGGCAAUUCUGCCAAGCAUUGGCCGUACUUGACUUUAAUGGAUGACCUGAUGGGGGAUAAGCCUUUUAUAUCACCACUUGCUACUUGCUCUUCAACUGGAAAAAAAAAAAAAGGACAUUAUCUGAAUGCAGUAAUGAAAGUAGCACAAGUAGUGAUGCGGAUAAUUUUACAACCCAAAAAAAACCAAAGAUUACACCGACUAAUCAGUUAAUUGCUUCAUUAGAAGAGCGAUCAUUGAAAAGUGAGGAGAAUAAAGAACGUCGAUUUAAAGAAUUUAUGGCUUUUAAAGCUCAAAAGACAGAAGAGGCUCUUCAAUACAAAAAACGAGCUUUGGAUUUAUUAGAAAAGCUUAUAAAUUCUAAAAAUAGCUCUUAG